AUGUCCGAGGCUUAUUUUAGGGUGGAGUCGGGGGCGCUGCGAUCUGAGGAGAACUUUCUUUCUUUGGACGACAUCCUGAUGUCCCACGAGAAGCUCCCGGUGCGCACAGAGAUUCCCAUUCCACGCCUCGGCGCUUUCUUCCCGGAGCGGAGCGGAGGGGCCGACACAGACAACGCGAUCCCACAGGGCUCGAAGCUGGAUCUCCCCCUGUGGUUGGCCAAAGGGCUUUUCGACCACAAGCGGCGGAUCCUCUCCGUGGAGCUUCCCAGGAUCUACCAGGAGGGGUGGAGGACCGUGUUCAGCGCAGACGCCAACGUGGUGGACCUGCACAAGAUGGGGCCCCACUUCUAUGGCUUUGGCUCCCAGCUGCUGCAUUUCCAUGGCCCGGAGAACGCGGACAUCUCCCAGUCUCUCCUGCAGACAUUCAUUGGACGCUUCCGCCGCAUCAUGGACUCCUCCCAGAAUGCUUACAACGAAGACACUUCGGCGCUGGUAGCCAAGCUGGACGAGAUGGAGAGGGGCUUGUUUCAAACGGGGCAGAGAGGACUGAAUGACUUCCAGUGCUGGGAGAAGGGGCAGGCUUCCCAGAUCACAGCCUCCAGCCUCGUUCAGAACUACAAGAAGAGGAAGUUCCCUGACCUGGAGAACUGAGGGCCGGCAGAGCACAGAAUUGCUCCCUGUAGACGCCUCCCUGUGUGUCCCUGUUAAGAGCCUGGUGGACCGUGUAACGGGCCGGAGUCAUACCUCCUCUCAUGGCUUAUGUCCUGCAGCCGUCGUGGCAGUGGUAUCGUCUGCUUGGGAGGGUGCCCCCUGGCCCUAUAAGUCUUCCAGAACUUUCCCACCUUCCUGACCCACAGCCCAGGUCUGCUUCACCCAAGAAGCCACAAGGCAGAGACAUCAAUCUUUUUUAUAAAUAAAGAUGGUUAAUACAUA
Molecule: messenger RNA, 933 nt
Organism: Artibeus jamaicensis (Jamaican fruit-eating bat)
Lineage: Eukaryota; Metazoa; Chordata; Mammalia; Chiroptera; Phyllostomidae
Gene: GINS3
Product: GINS complex subunit 3
Exons: 3
Coding region: 1-651 (216 amino acids)
Biological process (GO): mitotic DNA replication initiation
Cellular component (GO): GINS complex
Source: RefSeq, a predicted model, not a curated record